Messenger RNA from Pseudophryne corroboree (corroboree frog), 7144 nucleotides. It is a transcript of the gene CASD1, whose product is annotated as CAS1 domain containing 1. NCBI's taxonomy places the organism in Eukaryota, Metazoa, Chordata, Amphibia, Anura, Myobatrachidae. The coding region runs from base 27 to 2714 and encodes 895 amino acids. The transcript has 18 exons. The record is from RefSeq and is a predicted model, not a curated record. Gene Ontology annotation, cellular component: Golgi membrane. Gene Ontology annotation, molecular function: N-acetylneuraminate 9-O-acetyltransferase activity.
GUGUGAUCGCUGUGACAGCCCCUGACAUGUCGCACACGGAGGAGCGGCCAUCUCUCAGCCACCUGAAGGGUUGGGGACCGGCAGACGAAUCCUCCUCCUCCGCCGCCGACCGGGAAGCGGACAGAAGGAAGCGGGGAAACUCCGGCACCGAGGAGGAAGAGGAGCCGCUGCUGCUGGUGGCAUCAUCCAGGGACCCCUCCUACUUCCCCGGCGCAGACCCCCCGCCGCAUCCCCCCUCCCCUCCGCCUUCUCCCUCCUCCCCGCCGCAGUGCUGCCCCUCAGCGCCCGGCCGCUCCAUCGCACGCUGCUGUCAUGGAGGAGCCAAGAUGGCGGCCCUGGCCUACAACCUGGGCAAGCGGGAGAUCAACCAUCACUUCAGCGUGAGGAACGCCAAGCUGCUGGCCCUGGGGGCCGUCCUGCUGUUGUCCGUCUGCCACGCCGUGUCCUGGGGAUACUCCGGCGGAGAUGACACGUGUGGACAUCUGAUAUCAAGUGGCCGUUUCCUGGGUGAAAAAGUAUGGCAGCCCUACAGCUGUAUGAUGCACAAGUACAAGUCAAGUGAAGCCAGAAGCUGCCUUAAAGACCAACGUGUUACAUUUGUAGGAGAUUCCAGGAUCCGCCAGUUAUUCUACGCAUUUGUGAAGAUUCUUGACCCGCAAUUCAAAGAAGAAGGUAACAAGCAUGAGGACAUUACAUUUGAAGAGCCAAUAGAUAACCUCAUUGUGGAUUUCUUAUGGCAUCCAGAGGUGAACACUUCCAUGAAACAAUGCUUCCAGUCUCUGAUCGAGAGCACAUCAUCAAAGCCAAAGAUGGUAGUAGCAGGAGCCGCCACGUGGUCUAUAAAGAUGAACAAUGGAAGCGCCGAGUCUCUGGCCCAAUACAGAGUGAACAUAACGGCUGUGGAGCCUGUGUUGGGGAAACUGGCUGAUACAAGUGACGUCUACUGGUUCUUACAAGAUCCGGUUUCGGAACAAUUGUUAAGCGAAAGUCGCAGAAUGAUCACCAAUGAGAGGAUUGAUGCUUACAAUGAAGCCGCAGCUGCUAUAUUAAAUGGUACCAAUAGGAAAACAAGAUCAAACAUCAGGAUGUUCAGCGUUUCCAGACAGAUUUCUGUGGAGACUUUAGAGCAAUCGCUGGAUGGUCUGCACGUCCCAGAGACCAGCAGAGAGAUAAGCGCGAUGAUCCUCAUGAACGCCUACUGCAACAAAGUCAUGAAGCCGAUCGACGGUUCCUGCUGCCAGCCCGCUUCUCCCACCACCGUUAUUCAGAAGUUGGCUGCCUCUUUCUUUCUUUUAUCCGUCGCCUUCUACAUCGCAGUCAUGGUAAUCCAGCGGAACAAGCACAGGAAGAGCAAGAUGUGCAGCGAUGUAGAGAGCGGGGAGGAGAAGAAGCCGGCUACAGUCACUCCCGCGGCUUCAGCCCUGGAGACCGCUCUGUUCGCCUUCUGCAAACUUGGCCUCAUCAUGGCUUACUUCUACUUCUGUGAUCGGGCCAAUCUCUAUAUGAAGGAGAACAAGUUUUAUACUCACUCGGCCUUCUUCAUCCCCAUUACUUAUAUCCUUGUGCUGGGUGUGUUCUACAAUGAGGACACGAAAGAGACUAAAUUGUUGAACCGAGAACAGACCGAUGAGUGGAAGGGAUGGAUGCAGCUCGUCAUACUGAUCUAUCAUAUGUCCGGAGCCAGUUCUUUUUUGCCGGUGUACAUGCACGUCAGGGUUUUGGUCGCAGCUUAUUUAUUUCAGACGGGCUACGGACACUUUUCCUAUUUCUGGCUGAAGGGCGACUUUGGACUCUAUCGCAUUUCCCAGGUGGUUUUCCGGCUCAACUUCUUGGUGGUUGUCCUAUGUAUAGUGAUGGACCGGCCUUACCAGUUCUACUACUUUGUUCCACUAGUUACCUUCUGGUUCAUGGUGAUUUACGGGUCAAUGGCGUUAUGGCCGCAAAUUAUCCAAAAGAAAGCCAAUGGAAACUACUUGUGGAAUUUUGGCCUCGUUCUAAAACUAGCGUUCCUGAUGUUGUGCAUAUAUCUGCUCUCACGCUCUCAGGGUUCUUUCGAGAAUAUCUUUUCUCUAUGGCCGAUAUCCAAACUGUUCGAGUUGAACGGAGACGUCUAUGAAUGGUGGUUUAGAUGGAAGCUAGACCGAUACGCUGUCUUCCACGGCAUGCUGUUUGCCUUUGUGUAUCUGGCGUUACAGAAGCACCAGGUGCUGUCGGAAGGGAAAGGAGAGCCUCUUUUUUCCAACAAAGUGUCAAACGUUUUACUCUUCUUCUCUGUGGUUUCUUUUCUGACCUACUCCAUAUGGGCCAGCAGCUGUAGGAACAAAACGCAGUGUAAUGAGAUGCACCCGUCGGUCUCUGUCGUACAGAUUUUAGCUUUUGUUCUUGUAAGAAACAUUCCCGGAUAUGCCCGUUCUGUAUAUAGCUCCUUCUUUGCCUGGUUUGGCAAAAUUUCUUUGGAAUUAUUUAUCUGCCAGUAUCACAUAUGGUUGGCGGCCGACACGAAGGGGAUACUGGUUCUCAUACCUGGAAACCCGAUGCUCAACAUAAUACUCAGCACUUUCAUAUUUGUGUGCGUGGCACAUGAAAUCUCCCACAUAACCAAUGACCUGGCGCAGAUCUUAGUUCCCAAGGACCGCUCAGCACUUAUAAAGAACAUACUGGGCUUCACCAGCUUCACGUUCCUCCUUAUGUUCUUAUCUGCACUCCGGCACUAGAAGGACAUCCUGUAAUAACCGGUACGGCGUCUGAGACUGCGGGAACAGUGUCUACCUACCGCCUCUGAGGUGGGCGAGCGUCAGCGGGCACCACGAUUAUGUCUUCUAGAAAGCAAAACAAGUCGAGACGUAGAUGUCGUCUCUGUGGCGCCCAGGAACGACACUCUACAAGGUGGCGAUUUUCUAAAAAUGACUUCCGUUUGCGCUGUUUUUUUUGUUCUUUAUAGCAGAGCUGCACGCCGAGGUGCGGAGCGCAUGGACCUCUUUGACUCUUGCGUUGUCCUAAAACUUAGAGGGAGCGCUUGGAAAGCAUCACUGACCACUCAAGCUGUGAAGCGGAUCUUUUCGUUGUGCGAGAGCGCUGGGUUUAUGUGGCGCUCACUAAAAUAGUGAAGACGUGUGUGUGUGUGUGUGUGUGUGUGUGUGUGUGUGCGUGCGUGUACUGAAUGCAAUCAUUAAAGGAAAACCAUCAACGGCAUACUAUUUUUAAAUGGAUUGCGUAUAAAAUUUAAUUGGACUAAACUUGGUAACUUAUUUCAUAAUAAAAGGAAUACCUAUUUAUUACGUUUAUAGAUUUCUUUAUGACACUCCUCCCUUUUAAGUACCGUAUAUAUAUUUUUUUUAAUAAAAAAAACCACAACCUUUUAGUGAACUGCAGGUGGCGCUGUUUCAGCUGCUAGCUGUAAAAGCGAUUUGGGGGGAGAUUUAGGAUUUUGGAAAGACAUAAAUCACCAACCAAUCAGCUUCUAACUGCCACAUAUAAAACACAGCCUGUAACAUGACCUAAGCUGUUGGUUAGUACUUUAUCUCUCUCUAAACUUUCCUAAAUAAUCCCCUUAAGUCAGAGAGUAUGCACUCUCCAGAGCUACUAAUAUACUAAGGGGGAGAAGUAAUGUAUUAAUACUUAGCGUGUACCUGUCUUCUGCACACAGUGUAGGCGGCCAUUGUAAUUAGCCUGCCGAAUUGCUAGGAAGCAGUAACAUAACCUAAAGCAUGAGGCAGACGGUGCCUCAUACCUCAUUGAUGGGUAGAGAGCUUUGAUGGAAAUAGAUGGGCAGCGUUUUCAUGAAAAUCGCUUCAGCCCACAGAUUGGCUGCCUACUCUCUGUUUAGGUGAUGGGUAUACAUUAUUAAAACACCUCUAAAUGUUUCUUUAAAAAAAAAAUCAAGUUUACUUUAUUUAUACACUUUUAAAAAUUACGUUUUGUUGGUUCUCCUUUAAUUUCAGCUAGUGACGAUAGGUAAUAUAUGAGAAUAAUCUGGAGUCCUUUAAUUCUGUGGGCAUUGCUUUUGAGUAUGAUUAAAAAAAAAAAUGUGUCUGUUAAAAUGUGUGCCGGAAUGUGUAUGAAUGUGUCUUCAGUUCUCUGUACAGGUUACACAGGAACCUUGCUAUGAUAACAGUGUACAUAUUUUUAAAAGCCAUUAUUUUAUUUAUUUUUAAAAACUUGCUUUAUUGCUAUAUUAUUUGUUUUCCAUCUUCUUCCCUUAUAGAAGUAUCGUACUCCAGAACCCGAAGCCCCUCCCCCCACCAUCCCCCCUCCCCCACAAGCGCUCCUGGUUAUGGGGCAUGGGGUGGGUGGGUCACGCUGUGGCAGAAAUUGUCCUGAUUUGCAGGCCAAGAAUACAAAAGCAGCCGUAAGCAAACAAACAUGCAAAUUAUAGAUUUUUUGUUUCAGCUGAGAUCAUAGGCCUUAGAUUCAUAGCUCUCUCUCUUUUGUUAGUGGAAUUAGACCCCCCACCCCAAAAAAAAAAAACCUCUUAAGAGCGCCUCCAGGUUAAAGAAUAAUUAAAUUCGUAUGACUGGCUCUAGCCCAUCCCUAAAAUGUCCCUACUGUAUCUCUGGGGAACCAGAAGUUUGGCAUGUCCCGCAACACCUUGUGUACACCCACCAACACUCUUCUUCUUCUGUAACUCUGGGGUACAGGAGGUUUGGCAGGUCCCCCGACACUCCUCUUCUGUAACUCUGGGGUACAGGAGGUUUGGCAGGUCCCCCAACACUCCUCUUCUGUAACUCUGGGGUACAGGAGGUUUGGCAGGUCCCCCAACACUCCUCUUCUGUAACUCUGGGGUACAGGAGGUUUGGCAGGUCCCCCAACACUCCUCUUCUGUAACUCUGGGGUACAGGAGGUUUGGCAGGUCCCCCAACACUCCUCUUCUGUAACUCUGGGGUACAGGAGGUUUGGCAGGUCCCUCAACACCCGGUGUACACCCACCAACACUCCUCUUCUGUAACUCUGGGGUACAGGAGGUUUGGCAGGUCCCCCAACACUCCUCUUCUGUAACUCUGGGGUACAGGAGGUUUGGCAGGUCCCCCAACACUGCUCUUCUGUAAUUCUGGGGUACAGGAGGUUUGGCAGGUCCCUCAACACCCGGUGUACACCCACCAACACUCCUCUUCUGUAACUCUGGGGUACAGGAGGUUUGGCAGGUCCCCUAAUACCCUGUGUACACCUACCAACAUUCCUCUUCUGUAACUCUGGGGUACAGGAGGUUUGGCAGGUCCCUCAACACCCGGUGUACACCCGCCAACACUCCUCUUCUUCUGUAACUCUGGGCUACAGGAGGUUUGGCAGGUCCCUCAACACCCUGCGUACACCCACCAAUACUCCUCCUCUUCUGUAACUCUGGGGUACAGGAGGUAUGGCAGGUCCCUUAACACCCUUUGUACACCCACCAAUACUCCUCCUCUUCUGUAACUCUGGGGUACAGGAGGUUUGUUAGGUCCCCCAACACCCUGCGUACACCCACCAACUCUCCUCUUCUUCUAAUCCCUUACUUUUAAAAUAUAGACCAGGGUGCUAGAGUGACAAGUCUAUGAGUUUUGGCAUUAUUCUUUACAGUUAAAUGGGUGUUUUAUACUAACAUUCAUUCUGUUAUAUGCCAUAUAUACUUCAAGAAUUUUUUUUCUUCUCAUUACAUAUUCUAAAAAAUAAAUAAAAUAAAAAGUGUGAUCCAGUAUGUGAGCGAGACAGUAAAAGUCUGCUGUGACAUACAUUGCUGCUAAGUGUACAGAAUUAUUUACCCAUUCAAUGACACUGGGUGGGGUGUGGGGAGACACUUUCACAGAAAUAUGGCAUUUCACAGUAAGCAACUUUCAGACUGAUUUGCUGAUUAUAGAGCGUUUUGACUUUCUGCAAAAUACCAAACUGUUUGGGGGGUUUUAGUUCCACUUUAAAGUACCCAAAAAUCACUGUUUUGUGAAUUUCAUGAACUGUGUCUAAUUUUUAAGUUUAAUGCUCAAAAAGGGAUAUCACCCGCUGGGCAAGCUCCAGAAGUUAGAUAGAGAAGAACAGUGUCCCAUCACACCUGCAGAAAGCAGCCAGUCAGGUGGGCUUGUCUGCAUAUUGUUUUCAAGAACGUCCGCUUCCCGUCUGCUGAUAGGACUCAAUACUUGGAACAUAAUUGUCUGUUCAGAUCUAGUACAUUCUGCAUACGUCUGAUAACUGAUAGGGUUGGAGAUUGUGUAGCAAACAUGGCAGCUUAUUGGCCGAUUACAACAGGCAUCCAAUCGGUGGGAUGCAACAAAAAGUACUUUAUACCGGGAACAAGUGCGGAUUUGAGAUGGGGUAAUACUAAUACUGAAGAUGAGCAGUCAGAAAAAGUUAGGAUCCAAGCAGCCCCAUUACCACUUGCCAUGCCUCAUGGGGCUUCAUGAGAGAGGCUUAAUUUACUAAUAAUGCAUUUAGUUGCAGUUGUUUCACUAAACCACAUUAGCCAAUCAGAUGCUUUGUUUCAGUGCAUAAAUUGUACUGCACUAUGUAAAGAGAAUUUCUGAUUGGAUGCUGUGUUUUUGUACACCUGUUACUGAUGCAAGAGGGGAGAUUCAAGCGGCAAAUGCGUGUGGGUGUGAGGAUGCAGCUUGGCCUAAACCGCUUUCAUUCACCGGACGUUGCAAGUUGGAAAAUAAGGUGGGAAACCAAAAACUAUUUUAUGUAGCAGGUGAUAUGUUUCAUUUUGGGCGGUUUGUUUUAUUAUACGAUACUGAAGGAAGAACCACUAAUUUAAUAAGAAUCUUAAUGAAGAAUGUUUGCUUGCUCCAGUUAUUUUUCUUUGCAGAACAUGAUGUAACCCAGUUGCACAAUCAUAUAUUUUAUUUGCCAAGCCGGGCGAAUGUUACACAAGUAAAUCAUUUAGGGUACAGUAGCUGAAACUCGCGGCCUCCGUGUGACGUUGCUGAGUACAGUAUGUGGGUGCGUGUUCUGUUUGUUUCUUUUUGCAAUAAUCAUUGGGGUCUCGGCUGUUUUGAAUGAACUUUGUGACGUUUUAAGUGUUGUUUAUUAUGUUAUUUUAUGUUAUUUAUACAUGCGUGCAUGUGUUUACAUCCUGAUAAAGGUCUUUUUGAUUGGCGUUAUUCUUAUGUUAUGAAGUGUAUACUAAGUAUCUGGUUGGGUAAAUGGUGGAUAAAUAAAUAUUAUUAUGUUUUCUUUCAAA